Messenger RNA from Neoarius graeffei (lesser salmon catfish), 2354 nucleotides. It is a transcript of the gene cd68, whose product is annotated as CD68 molecule. Gene Ontology annotation, cellular component: membrane. The transcript has 6 exons. Bases 208 to 1305 code for a protein of 365 amino acids. NCBI's taxonomy places the organism in Eukaryota, Metazoa, Chordata, Actinopteri, Siluriformes, Ariidae. The record is from RefSeq and is a predicted model, not a curated record.
AACCUCGGGUUGAACGCAAUUCCGCUCAGUAACGUGACCAGCUCAUUUCCUUAUUCCUGGCAGUUUCAGUUCAGACAACUUCGCAGAGGAGUAAGGAGCGUGAAGUACCACACCAGCUUCUUUUCUCCCCUGCCUACUCCGUAAAACAAAAGCAGGAGUUACAGCAAACUCCGGGAGACUCGACCACAAGCAGCAGCAGCAGCAGAUAUGAGACUCGACUCGGCGCAGUUAAUGGCGGCUGUCUUCAUACUCGGAGCAGCGCUCACCUUAGCUCAGGAAGAUGCUGGACAUCCUAAGCCGCCUGCCAGCCUGCUGCCACCUGCUCCAUUUGUCACCACAGCCAGUACUCCAAAAACAACCCCUUCCCAUCCUAAUGUAACUACGGCUGUGCCAACUCCCCACAAUGUAACUACUGCUUCUCCAACUCCCCACAAUACUACAACUGCCAAUGUAACCACUGCUCCUCCGACUACCCACAGUACUACAACUGCCAAUGUAACCACUGCUCCUCCGACUACCCACAAUACUACAACUGCCAAUGUAACCACUGCUCCUCCGACUACCCACAAUACUACAACUGCCAAAGUAACCACUGCUCCUCCAACUACCCACAAUACAACUGCCAAAGUAACCACUGCUCCUCCGACUACCCACAAUACUACAACUGCCAAUGUAACCACUGCUCCACCCCCCCCAAAACCUGAACCAACAGCACCAACCAACCUCACAGUGGGCAACUACACUGUGAAGGCUGGAAACAAGCUGUGCAUCAAGGUCCAGGCAGCAAUCCAGAUCCGUGUCAGUCAGGUGGCAGGCACCUAUAUUGUUCCAGGAAGUGCUAAAGGUGCUGGCAAAUGUGAAGGAAAUGCUGCCAACCUCACAAUUACUUUCAAAGAGGGUGCCAUCUUCAUGAACUUCUUUAAGAAUGACACCACAAACGUCGUUUCUGUCAAUGCUGUGACUGUCAACCUGACCUAUGCCUUCAAGUCUGGAGUUGUGUCACGUUUGGCGUUGAAGAAUGACUCUCUGCAACUCUUCAGCAUGGCAACAGGUCACUCUUAUUCCUGCAAGUUGGAGUCUGUCUUCAUGGGUAAUGAUACCUUCCUAGAGUUCAGUCAGGACAAGAUGCAAGCCUUCAACUUUACGAAUGAUAUGUUUGGUCCCUCUGACCUGUGCAAGGCUGACCAGCCAGACUACAGAGUGGCCAUUGGUGUCGGUGUGGUGCUGCUCAUCCUCAUAAUCAUCGUAGUUGUGGCUUAUCUCAUCAGUAGGAAGAGAAGAACAGAUGGGUACCAGACUCUCUGAUGCAGAGAGUCCAUCAGAGUAAUCCAGAAAAGGACAUUACCAUCACAAUUAUCUGCACAAGCUAAAUCUAGCAUGAAGCAGCCCUUGACUCUGGAUUUUUGGCAAGGUUUGCUCAGUCUAUUAAACCUGACCUUUAAUCCAGGCAUCAGGUAUAACCUCAUUCAGAUCAUAAAUGGUAUUAUAAUAUAAACUUGAGUUAGUUUCAUUUUCCACAUUCUUAUAUACUUUGGACACUUUCUACUCAUGUUGCAGCAUUUUCUUGUCCAUCUUGGAACAGGAGUUCACUGUUCUGUGCUUUGUUCAAGUGUCUUAGUCAUAUCCAUGUCCAACUGUUUGGUCAAGAUGACCCUCUAUUGAGACCCUGGUGCCUCUACUAAAAAUAUCUUGGACUUUUAAUCAAGUAGUUAUUUGUACAAUGACAGCUGGAUCUCAAACAACUGGCAUUUGUGUACUGCAGAUCUCAUAAGCAGCUAGUCAUCCUGCUUAUUGAUUGGCUCUUUAUAUGAAACGCUUGGCCUUGCCCAACUUGGCUUCAUCCUAGCUCAGUGGCUUACCCGGUAAGAACAUCAGAUGCAAAUGACUGUUAAAAUAACCUCACUAACCAGAAGAAAUUUCAAUUGGUAUUCUAAUUUCUGUAAAGUUCAGAUUGUCUCUUAUGCCACUAUCAGACAACCUGUCCUCAGGAAUGCUCUUUUCUGACAUUUGUUCUAAACUCUAUGCACUGAAAUUAAAAGGAUUAAGGUUAUAAGGGAAAGUUUGUAAUGUGUGAAUGCUGCAAAUGGUGUGUUCUCUAAGGCUGUAAAUUGGACCAAAAGGAUUUUAGGGAUUUGUGGUAUAAUAAACAUUGGGGGGGUUGUCUUAAAAAUGGAGUGAAACUGACAGCACCUUACUUUUAAAUAACCCUGAUGGUGGCUUCUAGUUUGUGUGCAAACUUAGCUUGGAAACUGUGUGCCUGUAACUUUUUUUUUUGCAUGUAAAGCUGUCAUUUUUUUUUUCCAAAUGAUUUGACUGCAGUUCAAAAAAUAAAGGGAAUACUCUGUGAACUUGAA